AUUUCAGAUGAUAUAAAAAUCAAUGAUGAUUUUUUAAGACCUCAGAAAAAUAAAUGCACUCAUUAUUUAUUAUUUUCACCGGAUUUGAAUUGGACAACAAUAGUAGUAGGUCCCCAGACAGUGAGCAAGGUGGUAGUCGUGACUUUAUCGACAAGAUGGAAAAUAGAAGAAUAUUUAAGAAAACCAGAAUCAAGAAAAAUAGUUAAUUUGUUAAUUGUAUCCCACGUAUUAAAGCAAGACAUUUUUUUUGGAUUGGAAGAACGUUUCAAUUUGAGCCAAUAUACUAAUCUUUACACCCACAAUCUUCUCACAGAUCCUAUUGGUAGCAGUACUGUUGAAUUUUUAACAAGUUGGAGAUGUGGAAAAUUAUCAAGGAAUCAAAAUUUAUUUCCUCAAAAAAUGAAAAAAGGUUUCAAUGGAAAACAAUUUGUAAUAUCUGCUUCAGAACAACCACCGUUUACUUUUCGAAAAAAAAUAACUCUGGAAGAAGAUUUAAACGAUUCUAAAUUGUGGGAUGGAGUGGAAAUAAGACUUUUAAGAUUGCUGUCGGAUUUUUUAAAUUAUACUAUUGAAAUUCAUCAGCCUAAAACAUCGAUUAGCGACACCAAAGGUCCAAGUGAAAUUGUCAUAGAAGAUAUAAUAUCAGGUACGGCAGAAAUCGGAAGUGCUGGAGUUUACGUCACAAAUCAAAGAUUAUCUGAUAUUUGGCUUUCAGCGCAACAUACCACGGAUUGUGCUGCCUUCAUAACAAAAGCUACUACUUCACUUCCACGGUAUCGAGCCAUAUUGGGACCGUUUCAACUAUCCGUUUGGAUUUCAUUAACCAUAACUUAUUUAAUUGCAAUCAUUCCACUCACUUUUGCUGAUUCUCAUUCAUUAAAACCCUUAAUAAGAAAUCCAUGGUUAUUCGAAGAAAUGCACGUUUUUGGGACGUUUACUAAUUUAUUCACUUUUACCGAAAAAAAAUCUUGGACCAAGAGUAAAAAAAAUGCAUCAAGAUUAUUAAUAGGUUGGUAUUGGGCAUUUUCUGUAAUAGUCACUGCAUGCUACACCGGAAGUAUUGUGUCUUUCAUAACUCUUUUUGUAUUCCCGGAUGUUAUUGAUAAUGUUGACCAAUUGGUGAAAAUGAAUUUUCGAAUCGGAAGUUUAACUAAUUUAUUGAUUUCGAUGUAUAAAAUACGAAAAAAACGUAAUAUGAUUCAUCCAUCAGGUACGGCCGGUUGGGAUACCUGGUUUAACAAUUCUGAUCAUGAAAAAACUAAAUGGCUGUUGAGAGAUGUUGAAUUGGUUCCGAAUACGACCCAAGGUUUAAAAAAUGUGAGCAAUUCCUUUUAUUUACCCAUGUUUCGUCCAUAUGCAUUUUUAGCCGGAAGAGCACAAAUGGAAUAUAUUAUUCAAGCUAAUUACACAUCAUCUAAACGAAAAGAAAUGUUAUAUAUAAGCAAAGAAUGUUUUGUCCCAUUUGGAGUAUCAUAUGUUUUUCCAAGAAACGCCAUAUAUGCCGAUAAAUUUAGCGAAUACAUAUUAAGAAUACAACAAAGCGGACUCAUGGGAAAACUCUUGAAUGAAUUUAAAUGGGAAAUUGAAAGGUCAUCUGCGGGAAAGCUGUUGCAGGCUAGUUCAGGUGUCCCCCUAAAGGAAAUAGUACCAGUUCAGCGUAAGCUUACUCUUGAUGACACACAAGGAAUGUUUCUUCUUCUCGGAGCUGGAUAUUUAAUUGCAAUUGUUGCGUUUAUAACAGAAAUAAUUGUUUAUUGUAAAAAAAAUAAAAGAAACAUGGAUGAAACGUCUAAAUUACCAAAUUUAAAAGUUUACGUUUUAUCAGUAAGGUCUUUAUUGAGAUUACAAAAAGAAAAUAAUAGUCCACAUUCUCAACAAAUAACUUCUUCAAAACAACCCAUCGAUAUUCGUAAAUAUAAAAAUUUUGAUUCUUAUGAUCCAAGAGACAAUGACAAGGGAUUUUUACAUAAUCGAAAGGAUAAAACUUUUUUUGAAGAAAAUAUUACAACGUCCUUGGAGUCCCUAAGUAAAAAUUACGUGAACGAUGGUAAUCGUAAAUCUACAGUUUCAUUAACUUGGGACGAGGAUUGUAGUUCUUUACAUAAAAGACAGAAGUUUACCAGAGUACGGACAUCGUAA
Molecule: messenger RNA, 2139 nt
Organism: Pediculus humanus corporis (human body louse)
Lineage: Eukaryota; Metazoa; Arthropoda; Insecta; Psocodea; Pediculidae
Exons: 11
Cellular component (GO): membrane
Molecular function (GO): ligand-gated monoatomic ion channel activity
Source: RefSeq, a predicted model, not a curated record